AUGGUAUUGAAAAUCUUGUUGUUAGUAGUUGUAACUUGGUAUCGAAUACAAAUUACCCAAUCGAUGUUCAUACCAUCUACUAUCGCAUCGAAUACAACAUCAAAUAAAACUGGGCGAAAGUUUGGUGGUAGCGGACAAUAUCCAAUUCAAGGAGGUUAUAUUAGCCCUUCUCCUGACAUGAUAGACGAUGUAGUUUACGGUGUUUCCGUUGGUGGUGGUCGCUACUCACAGGGUGGUCAGACUGCACUAACUGACGGAAUACACAUUGAUCUACGUCAGUUUAAUCAAAUUCUGGGUUUUGAAAAGAAGAAGAAAGAGAUUAGAGUUGAAACAGGCUGCCGUUGGAGUAAAAUAAUUGAAUUUAUUGACAAGUACGAUCUAAGUGUAAUGGUGAUGCAGAGCUACGCCGAUUUCACUGUCGGAGGAGCUCUGAGUGUGAAUGUACAUGGACGAUACAUUGGCUAUGGAUCCAUCAGCAGAACAGUGAAAGAACUCAAGUUACUGCUAGCAAAUGGCGAUUUAGUGACAGCUACACCUGACAAUGGUAGCAGUGAAAUAUUUUUUGGAACAAUUGGUGGCUACGGUGGUCUGGGUGUUGUCGUUGAAGUUACUCUUCAGUUAACAGACAACUGUAAACUGGAAAGAGUGUCGCGUGUAAUGCAGCUGCGCAAAUAUGAAGAAUAUUUUGAGAAGGAAAUUCGCAGAAAUCAUCUUGUUCAACUACACAACGCAAAUAUUCAACUGCUGUCACAUGCAACAUCAAUGUGGCAGAAAAUACCGUAA
Didymodactylos carnosus is the source of this 783-nucleotide messenger RNA. NCBI's taxonomy places the organism in Eukaryota, Metazoa, Rotifera, Eurotatoria, Philodinida, Philodinidae. The record is from the annotation of a GenBank genome assembly.